Messenger RNA from Zygosaccharomyces rouxii, 726 nucleotides. It is a transcript of the gene TIM21, whose product is annotated as Tim21p. The coding region runs from base 1 to 726 and encodes 241 amino acids. Lineage: Eukaryota; Fungi; Ascomycota; Saccharomycetes; Saccharomycetales; Saccharomycetaceae. The record is from RefSeq and is a predicted model, not a curated record. Gene Ontology annotation, cellular component: TIM23 mitochondrial import inner membrane translocase complex. The transcript has a single exon. Gene Ontology annotation, biological process: protein import into mitochondrial matrix.
AUGUUAAAUCUAUAUGCUAAACGACUGCCAAUGGCUUUUAGGCCAAAUGAGAUUACAUCAUCUCUUCUUAAACCACGGGUAUUGAGAACAGCUCCAUCACUACCAAAAAUCAAGCAUUAUUCUACAUUCAAUUCAUAUGCUGAAAAUGGUAGUAGUAAUGAUCAACAGAAUAAUAAGAAAAAGAAUAAAAUUGGAAUUUGGCCAAGAAUUAAAUCAUUUACCACUUUUACAGUUUCAGGAACCUUAGUCGUUGGUGCUGUUGGAUUAUCGGCGAUCGUCAUUUAUUUAAUCACAUCUGAACUAUUCUCACCUUCUGGUGAUACUAGAAUGUUUAACCGUUCGGUUUCUCUUGUGGAAAAAGAUGAAUCUUCAAGGUCUUUAUUACAGUGUGAUGAUGAUGGUGAUAGCAAGGAAAGAUUAAAGGCAUAUGGUGAAGUUUUUGCAAGUGAUAAAUGGACAAGAAAUAGACCCGCCACCUCACAGAAGAAAUUGGAUAAAUCAGGUAGAUUUCAUUAUUCCAUGAGGUUCAACGUUGAAUCCAAGAAGAGGAGAGGUUUAGUUCAUGUGGAAGCCGUUGAUUCUGACGAGCACUAUCAACCAGAUAUCAUCAGUUUGUACAUCGAUGUACCGGGUGAAAAGCGUCAUUAUUUGAUUAAGCCUAAAUUGAACACAAUUGUGAGGCCAAGCGGAUUUUUAGGUGUUCAUUGGGGUCCAAAGAGAGAUUGA